This is a messenger RNA of Cuculus canorus (common cuckoo), 2177 nucleotides long. It is a transcript of the gene PPP2CA, whose product is annotated as protein phosphatase 2 catalytic subunit alpha. The record is from RefSeq and is a predicted model, not a curated record. Lineage: Eukaryota; Metazoa; Chordata; Aves; Cuculiformes; Cuculidae. The transcript has 7 exons. Gene Ontology annotation, cellular component: cytosol. Bases 166 to 1095 code for a protein of 309 amino acids. Gene Ontology annotation, molecular function: protein serine/threonine phosphatase activity. Gene Ontology annotation, biological process: peptidyl-serine dephosphorylation; mitotic cell cycle.
GCGGGCGGCAGAGCUGCAGCGGCGGGGCCAGUGAUCGAUUCGCAGCGCUCAGUAGCCGGUUCCCCACCCGCCGCCACCGCCGGGAACGCGGAUCGCAGCGAGCCCGCGGGGUGGUGCGGCAGGCGGUGAGGAGGAGGGGGCGGAGGAGGAGGGGGAGAGCGCGGGAUGGAGGAGAAGGUCUUCACCAAGGAGCUCGACCAGUGGGUGGAGCAGCUCAACGAGUGCAAGCAGCUCUCCGAGGGGCAGGUGAAGAGCCUCUGCGAAAAGGCUAAAGAAAUUUUGACAAAAGAAUCUAACGUACAAGAAGUGCGAUGUCCUGUCACAGUGUGUGGAGAUGUCCAUGGACAAUUUCACGACCUCAUGGAACUGUUCAGAAUUGGAGGCAAAUCACCAGACACAAACUAUUUGUUUAUGGGGGACUAUGUUGACAGAGGCUACUAUUCAGUCGAAACAGUCACAUUGCUUGUAGCUCUAAAGGUCCGUUACCGUGAACGUAUCACAAUUCUUCGAGGGAACCAUGAAAGCAGGCAAAUCACACAAGUGUAUGGUUUCUAUGAUGAAUGUUUAAGAAAAUAUGGAAAUGCAAAUGUUUGGAAAUACUUCACAGACCUUUUUGAUUACCUUCCUUUAACUGCCUUGGUGGAUGGCCAGAUUUUCUGUCUACAUGGUGGCCUCUCCCCGUCGAUAGAUACACUGGAUCACAUCAGAGCACUUGAUCGCUUGCAGGAAGUUCCUCACGAGGGUCCAAUGUGUGACUUGCUAUGGUCAGACCCAGAUGAUCGUGGUGGCUGGGGCAUUUCUCCUCGAGGUGCAGGUUAUACGUUUGGACAGGACAUUUCAGAAACCUUUAACCACGCUAACGGCCUUACGUUGGUUUCCAGAGCUCAUCAGUUGGUAAUGGAGGGGUACAACUGGUGCCACGAUCGGAAUGUAGUAACGAUUUUCAGUGCUCCAAAUUACUGUUACCGUUGUGGCAACCAGGCUGCAAUUAUGGAACUUGAUGAUACUCUAAAAUACUCCUUUUUGCAGUUUGAUCCAGCGCCGCGCAGAGGUGAACCGCAUGUUACUCGCCGCACCCCAGACUACUUCCUGUAAAGAGAUUUUAGACCUGUACAGUAUUGCCAUGAACCAUACGUUGACCUAAGGAAAACGGGAAGAGCAACAGUAACUCCAAAGUGUCAGAAAAUAUUUAACGUUCAAACUUGUUUUCACAUGGACCAAAAGACGUGCCAUAUUCAAAUACAGAGCCUCUUGUCGUCAACAACUGUGACCACUUUAGAAUGAACCAGUUCAUUUUGCAUGCUGAAGCAACAUUGUUGGUCAAGAAACCAGUUUCUGGCAUAGCGCUAUUUGUAGUUACUUUUGCUUUCUCUGAGAGACUGCAAAUAAUAAGAUGUAGACAUUAACACCUCGUGAAUACAUUUAACUUUCCAUUUAGCUAUAGCUUUAUUCAGCAUGACUGUAGAUAAGGGUAGCAGCAAACAAUCAUUGAAGCUUAAAGAACAUUUUUAAAAUAAGUACCAAGGCCUCAUAUUUGUUCUGAAACUGUUUGUUUUAUUUUCAGGGAAUACUGUUUUAAUUUAAUUGUAUUUUUUUUUUUUGUCUGCACUCAGUUCCCUUCUCCACUCUCAGCCCUGCCAUAUUGUCCCUUGUAAUUGUCCGAGGAUAGUGAAUUACUUUGAACAGAGCUGUUUUUUUCUGUAAAACAAUGUUACUGCAGGACAGAGCUGCGGUGUUUUUCAUAAUAAACUUGUGAACUAAGUAUGGAAAAAUGUCAAAUCCUAAUUGCAUCUCAGGUCAGCUGUGGUUUAUUAAACUAACACGUAGCUGAAUGGACUAUAUCAACUUGCAUAGAAAUGUCCACCUUGAAUAACUAAAACUGAGGUGAUUGGAGUGUGCUGGAAAACUCUGCCCUCCUGCGUUCUGUCCUGGGGUGGUGUCUGGCCAUUGAUGUCACACGCAGCUGAACAGAGCUUGCUUGUUACUGACAAUGUUGCUCUUUCCCUCUCUGUGCUCUACUGGAAUACUCAAAAAUGGAAGACUAUAAGAUAUAAGAUAACUUAAUGGAUUGAGCGUGGCUUUUUUUUCAUGUGUAAAUCUGAGUUUAAGUCAUUUACUAUGUAGGUGCUAAUAAUUAAAGUCACUUUCUGAAAAACUGAGAAUAAAACCAGUUUUCU